ACAUGUGCGCUGUUUUUGAUAAGGUAAUGCUUGAUCUUUUUUAAAGCUAAUUCAAUGCUACUUGACAAAUAUGGAAAUCAACAUAUCAUUUGCAACUGUUGUUUUCAACAAUGAUAGUGUAAUGUUCGGUUUCUUUAAAUUUUCGCUAGAUAUGACGGAUCAAGUGAAUAUGUUAAGUCGAAAGAAUUAUACUUAUCCAUGGAAUUCGACCAUACUUGUUCCAUGACUUUCUUAAGGAACUCCCCACAAUGUGAUGCAUAAGGUUUAAAUUGAUUUCAUAUACUUUAAAAGAUAUAUUAUAGUUGUUUCAUCUUUUAUAAUUGUUAUCCGAACGUUUCAAUACCGUUUUCUCUGUUGUUCGGCAGUUCUUCUGCGCAAACAUGAAACCUAUGAGAGACCGUAUUAGUUCAGGAAACGACUUUUGAUAACUCACUUCCGACAUAUUAUUGAUAAUUUAGGUGAUCGUUUCCUCACACCUCCCGUAAGAUGUGAAUCAGAUCCAUUUCUCCAUUUCUUGUUUGUCAAUAUAUAUGAGGCGGACUGCAGCAAUGUUCUGAAUUAAAUCUUAUAUGCGCCAGAUAUUUCAUAAUAUUGUUCAUUAAAUAUUUCUUCUGAACUCUUGCUAGGCUUUUGGGUUUAAUAGAUGCUAUAAUUAAUGCUAAAUCCUAACACAAGUUCUGAUAAAUUUUUAAAUCUAUGACUAGAGAAGCUGCAGUAAUUUGAAAUUAAAUCUCACAAAAAAAAAUCACAAUUUCAUGUGUAUUUACAGUACUAUGCAUUAGGUUAAAAUAGUACACGCUGAAAAUGUAUUAUAUCAUCAAAUGUACUCUCAGUAUAAUAGGGGAGGCUGAUUAACACAGCGUAGUCCUUGAAAAUCAUUUUCGAUGUAUAACUACCGUUUUCGCUUGUGCUUUGAACAAUAUACUUAACAAGCAUUGUAUACUUUUUAGAAUAAGUAAAUCAAGAGCAAAGUGACAAUAGCACAAGUUUUGGCUAACCGUAUUAAAUGAUAAUAUAAUAACUAAACAUGCAAAUUAAGAUACAGAAAGCAACAAUCCGAACGUACCAGAAGCGACCGUUAACGGCGAUUAUUUUAUUCUACUCGUGCCGUGGCAAAAUAUCAUGCUCUGUCGGGUAACCGUAAACACAGUUUUUUUUUCUGGCCUUAAAUCAUAAAUUGUUUAUAUAACUGAAUAAAUCUACAAAAGAUAACGUCACGACCCACUGACCCAUUCACGAUAUAUUUUCAAACCAAUACUAACGUAUGUAAAAGUGGUUAAGUAUGAUUAUACAGCUAGUCCUAUGUGCUCUUAUAGGGGUUUUAACCCUUUAUAAGCUUGUUCAAUGGCGCUAUCAGAAGAAGGGAAAGGAUAUACCGGGACCACAUGGACUUCCGUUGAUAGGAUGUGCACAUAAAAUUCAUGCCGAUAAUAUUCACUUCCAGUUUAUGGAAUAUGCGGAGGCAUUUGGCGAAAUAUUUCAGAUCCAAAUGUUCGUCGAUAACUUUGUCGUCUUAAAUAGCGAGAGACUCGUACGGAAAGCAUUUGCAGAUAGACAAUACAAUGAAUAUUUCAAUGAUAGUGUUGAUCUGUAUUACGGCCAACAUUUCAAUUGUUGCAAGAAAUCUAUGGGGACAACAAUUGACGGCGCGGGAAAAGUACAUAGAACUACUAGAAAGGAAUUUACAAAAGCUAUGCAUGUUUACGGUAGCGGCCUGCAAGACCUAGAAAACAACGUGAUGAUGGAGAUGGCACUGCUGGUCAAACGGAUAGAGAAUAUGCACGGAAAAGAAAUGCAGUGUUUUGAUUUAUUCCGAAGAUCAUUAUCAAAUAUAAUGUCAUUGGUGUUCAGUGGCAGCGUCAUUGACGACAACGACCCUGACCUUGACAUGUUUUGGCAGCAUGUAGAUGCAGCGGACUUCUUUCUAAACCCGGAGGUUAACCUUAUCAUGAACACGUUCCCAUUCAUGCGAUUCCUUCCCGGAAAAUUUAAAGAAGAAUACAAAAAAUGCAAAGACUCGUAUGACAAAAUUGUGCAACGAUACUUUUUUGAUAUAAAGGAAAAUCACGUUCCGGGCGAAGUUCGAGGUAUUAUUGAACACUAUCUUGAAGUGCAACGAAAACAAGUUGAAUCUGGGAGUGACAUAUUCUUCACCGAUGAAAGAAUAAUUGCUCAGUUGACCGAAACUGUGGUUGCAGGCAUUAUAACAACAUUGUCUGUCUUGACAAGUUCCAUGCUUGUGCUGUUGAACCACCCAGAGUAUCAGGCCAAAAUACAGGAAGAACUUGAUCGUGUCAUUGGCAGGGGACGUCUCCCAAAAUAUUCUGACAGAGGGAAGUGUACCUUCCUGAAAGCCUUUGGCAUGGAAGUUCACCGCUACAUAAAUGUAGCGCCUUUACAAAUUCCUCAUUACUGCCGGAAGAAUAUAGAAUUCGAAGGAUAUCACAUCAAGCGAAACAGCGUGGUAUUAAGCAAUGCGUGGUAUAUUCAUCACGAUGAAAAAAUCUGGGGAGAUCCUUGGACAUUCCGCCCGGAGAGGUUCUUGGACAUAGACGGCAAUCUGUUACCAGCUAAUCACAAGCUGAUUAGAAGCCACAUACCAUUCAGUUGCGGUCCACGACAUUGCCCUGGGGCUGUGUUUUCAGAAACACGAUAUUUUCUGUACUUGGCGACCCUGUUUCAACGCUAGCGUUUCGAGUUCCCUGAAGGCAAACAGAAGGAUUGUGACCCAAGAAACUCCGAUAACUAUGAUCUAAAAGUAACACUCAAAGCAAAGCCUUUUUUCGUUUGUGCAACUGAGCGACCGUAGAGGUCAUUAAUUAAACGUAUAUUUUGAUAAUUUGAUUAUUCAGUGUCUGAAGUAAGCAUAAUUGAAAUUCUUGAUUAGGAUAUAUAUACAAAAGUGUGCAUCCUAAUAUAUAUGCGUACUGAAAAAAGUGGCUUUUGACAACUUUACUAUUUUUUUGUAAUUGGUGUGCUGGAUUAGAUUAUAUUAGAAUACGAGAGUCAGUCAAAAUAUAAUGCCACCAUUGUUUUAAUUUCUUUAUAAAAGAGAUAAAAUUAUUCGUAAUGGUAAUGUGUAUAGCUGUCGUAAGAUGUACUUAUCAUGAACUUUUUCAUCCCUGAAAUAACUGCCACUUAGCAACAAAUAUGGUAUUUUUAAACAUGACAGCUGAGAUUUUUCGGUACUGUAAUGCCUUAUUUCUUCUAAGCUAAAUAGAUGCUACCAAACAAUGGAAAUCAACACGUACAUAUGACGAACAAAGCUUAUAUGUUACGUCAAAAAUCUUCAUGAUAUACUUUGUUCAAACUGAUUCCAUGACUUUCUUUUGGAACAAACAGCAAUUUGAUGCAUUAGAUUUAGAUUGAUUCUAUAUACCUUAAAAGAUACUCAAACAGUUGCAAAUUGAAUGACCGUUGUAUAUGUUUGUUACCCGAACGUUUUAAUAUCGCCUUCUUUGUUGUUCGGCAUUUCUAUUGCACAAACACGCAACAUAGUGGAUGUCGUAUUAGUUAAAGGAAACGUCUUCCAAUAGAUUGUUGUUUUAGUCCUAUCUGACUGUAUUUUACCAAUUUUGCUGAUCGUUUCUCUUCAUCUCCCCUAACCCAUACAAAAAUAUGAAACAUUUCCAUUUCUUUGUUUGUCAAUAUAUGUGAUACCACCUGCAUCAAUGUUCUGAAUAUAAUCUUAUAAGUGUCAAAUUUUCACCUAUGCAACUUUAAAGCCAUUCCUUCAAAGAGUAUGAGAAGUUAAACACACAACAUUUCUUCAUCAUACCCUAUAUUGUGAAAUUAUCUAAGGGCAAUAACACUGGUCACAAUGGUCUCAGCCCAUCUUUUUAAAAUGUAUAGUCAUAUUCAAAUAAGGCUGUGCAUCUGAGAAACUUUGAAUCCAUUCCUUCAAAAAGUGAACGGGGAGUUUCUUCACUUUGGCCUAUUUUGUGAAAAUAAG
This is a messenger RNA of Mercenaria mercenaria, 3952 nucleotides long. Its product is annotated as cytochrome P450 2C31-like. Bases 1283 to 2689 code for a protein of 468 amino acids. The record is from RefSeq and is a predicted model, not a curated record. NCBI's taxonomy places the organism in Eukaryota, Metazoa, Mollusca, Bivalvia, Venerida, Veneridae. The transcript has 6 exons. Gene Ontology annotation, molecular function: oxidoreductase activity, acting on paired donors, with incorporation or reduction of molecular oxygen; heme binding; monooxygenase activity.